Hemiscyllium ocellatum (epaulette shark) is the source of this 2180-nucleotide messenger RNA. RefSeq names its product vacuolar ATPase assembly factor VMA21 (gene vma21). The record is from RefSeq and is a predicted model, not a curated record. Gene Ontology annotation, biological process: vacuolar proton-transporting V-type ATPase complex assembly. The transcript has 3 exons. The coding region runs from base 20 to 328 and encodes 102 amino acids. Gene Ontology annotation, cellular component: endoplasmic reticulum membrane. NCBI's taxonomy places the organism in Eukaryota, Metazoa, Chordata, Chondrichthyes, Orectolobiformes, Hemiscylliidae.
GAAGUGCGUCAUAGGCAAGAUGGAGCGCUUGGACAAGGUGGCGUUGAACACGGCUCCGGUGGCCGACUUCAGGGGAAAUGAUGGCUCCUUGUUAGCGGUACUGAAGACUCUUCUGUUUUUCACAUUCUUAAUGAUCACUUUACCAAUUGGAUUAUAUUUUGGGACAAAGUCUUAUGUGUUUGAAGGUACACUUGGAAUGUCAAACAGAGACAGCUACUUCUAUGCUGCCAUUGUUGCUGUGGUGGCUGUUCAUAUUGUGCUAGCCUUGUUUGUUUAUGUGGCCUGGAAUGAAGGCUCAAGGCAAUGGCGUGAUGGCAAGCAGGAUUAAGGGCAACAUUGUGUGAAUGGGAUCAGUCUGUUGUCAUUCAAGCUUCAAUCUUGGUGGUUGUGGCAAAAAAAGAGGCAGAAGAGUGACUGAAAUGCAGACUGUAAAACCCAUGAGAUUCUUUUAAGGUUGGAAGUAUUGCUGCAAAAUGUGGAAAAAAAAAUGUUGUGGUAUAGUCGAAGCUAAAAUCAACUUUCAAAGACAAUGUCUUAAUUCCUCCAUCUCGUAAUUAAUUCAACAACAGAAUACAAGACUGUACACAUGCACUUUAAAAGUACACUAUUUGCAUUAGCAAUGUAACAUCUGCAGCUUGAAAUGUUUCUUGUCAAUCUUUAGUUGACAAAUGUUAAUCACAUCUGUAUAAAAUUAAAUGCUACUGUCACAGAGGCACUCUCAUUUAAGAGUAAAGGAUUCUCGGAAUUCUAAUGUUUGCAGAGCCUAAGUUCAGAAAAUCAAUCUUCAUGUUACUGUCUAUUUGAAAUGGUGUUUAUUUGCAAUGUGAAUAUCCUGUGUAGGUGUCUACUUCUGUCUAGAUUCAUGAUUGCAGUGUAAUGUAUAUUCUUAAUUAUGGAUUCCAAUGAAGUAAUCAAUAUUGUUAAAGGUGAUCUGGUUAGCUCCAUCUUUCUUUUGGAUGCUAUUAAUAAUUAUAUAAGCGUGUAAUGGUUAAUGUAAAAAGCCCAAAAUUUAGAAUAUUUGCAUAUAAAAUUGUUUUGUAAAAUUCCUGUUCAAACCUCGCUAUCUUUGUUCCAUUCUCAGAAAGCGGCUGUAAGAAUGUGAAAUGCUUCAUAAGAAUCUGCCUUUUGCGAUGAGCUCCUUCCAUAGGGAAUCUAACGUAUCAUGUUUAUCUUUUUUGGUUCCUGUAUGGUCUUACAGAAACAAGAUUGAUUUGCAUAAGGAAAGUGAGGGAUUUGGUUUUCCGUUUAGUUAUGGAAUCCUGUCUUCGCACUACAUUCCAAAUUCCAUGGCAGUUGUAAGGCUAGAAUUUGCUAAGAUCCAGAUGGUAACGCCAGAAUUACUAGCAUAAAACCUAGACUGCGCCUUGGAAACUUUUUAAAGUGGAUAGCCAAAAUGUUGAUGCACUGUCCAACAAGAAUUGUUUUCAUGCAAAUCCUCUCAGUGUAAUUGAUCAGGUUUUACUAGACUGAGAUAGUCCAUAUUAUGUUUUUUUUAUAUCAAACACAAAGUACACUUGCUGAGCUCCAUCACCCAUUCCAUUCCCCUGAGAGGAGUAGACUAUUAAAUCAUUGUGUAACUAAUACAAUUGGAGCAUUAUUGUAAAUUAGGAAAUAUUGGUCAAAGAAUCACUUAGAUUUUCUGGAAGUUUAGUGUUUUUAUUGAAUUUACAAAUUCAAAUCCAUCCAAUUAUGUUACUUUGCAGUAACAAUCCCUCCUUGGUAUGUAUUGGACAAAUGGUGAUUACAUUAUGAACUGAAAAUUGUGAAACUUCCUUAACAUUUAAUGACUUUUAGAUGAAACCUCCAAUUGUGUUGUAAGCUGCCUUUUUAAAGUUAUGUUACUGAUGAUCUAAUUGUACUGUGAAGAAGUUAUUUGGAAUUUGUAUUGUCCUGAUUUAUGUAAACCUGUUAUGUACUUUCUGGCAUAUAAUAGAUUCCUGUGUUUGCUUUUGUAAUCAUACACUCAUCUUAAAACUUAGCUGACUUAUUUAAAUGUGAUUUCUAGUCAGCUUCAUGCAAUUGCUUUCCAAGAUGUAAAGAGGUCAUGUCUGUGUGCAUUGUUACAUCUAACUGAUUUUUUUUUGGGGAGGGAGUGGUAAUUUCUGUUUUAUAGGCGAAUGUAACAUGCUGGCAUCCAUUCCCACAGGCAACCAGAAAAAUAAAUGACUGGAUAAAUGGUU